Messenger RNA from Trichoderma harzianum CBS 226.95, 1274 nucleotides. RefSeq lists its product as hypothetical. The record is from RefSeq and is a predicted model, not a curated record. Gene Ontology annotation, molecular function: GTPase activity; GTP binding. The transcript is spliced from 3 exons. Bases 207 to 896 code for a protein of 229 amino acids. NCBI's taxonomy places the organism in Eukaryota, Fungi, Ascomycota, Sordariomycetes, Hypocreales, Hypocreaceae.
GCCAUCUUCGCGCAUUACUGGCAGCACUGUGUCUGUACUCGUACAUGCAAAGAACUCGCCCGCAGCUGAGAGGCAGCAAUAAUCAAUAAUCCACCAGCCCACGCACAUCGCCUGGCAAAUCUGUACUCUUCUGCACCUCCAAGAGGAGUCGCUUUUGCCGUAUCUCCAAAGUCGCAAGCAGACGCCGCCGAAACGAGCCGGUAAAGAUGGCGGAAGCUCCCAAACCCAGCAGCAGCGUCAAGCUGGUGCUCCUCGGUGAAGCCGCAGUCGGAAAGUCGUCCCUCGUCUUGCGAUUCGUCAACAACGACUUCCAAGAGAACAAGGAGCCGACUAUUGGUGCGGCGUUCCUGACGCAAAAAUGCAACCUGCCCACCCGAACCAUCAAGUUUGAGAUCUGGGAUACCGCUGGUCAAGAGCGAUUUGCCUCUCUGGCGCCCAUGUACUACAGAAACGCCCAGGCCGCCCUUGUCGUCUACGACAUCACCAAGCCCACAUCCCUCGUCAAGGCCAGACACUGGGUCGCCGAGCUCCAACGACAAGCCUCGCCCGGCAUCGUCAUCGCCUUGGUAGGAAACAAGCUAGAUUUGGCUGGCGAAUCAAAUGGUGCAAGCGAGGAAGCCGAGGGCGGGGAAGACGGCGAUGCCCGCAAAGUGUCAACAGAGGAAGCCCAGUCGUAUGCUGAAGAGGAGAGCCUGUUGUUUUUCGAGACGAGUGCAAAGACGGGCCACAAUGUUACCGAAGUCUUCACAGCUAUUGCAAAUGCGAUCCCCGAGACGUCUCUCAAGAGUGCUAGGGGAGCCGGCGCAGCGGGCACGGCUAACAGGGCUGGAGACGAGCAGAGGGUAAACCUAUCAGGACCAAGGGAUGCCGGAGCAAAGGAUGGAUGUGCCUGUUAGAUGGGAGAUGUUUGAAUUGUUAUACAAGGUACAAGCACCAUGUUGUCGGUUGCUACCGCUGCUGCGCUACCCGUCAGAUGAGGUCGGAUUUGUUAUGGCAUGUCAUUCGGGAGUCAGAGUCUUGCGUUCCAGGAGUCAUUCGCGUGUUAUAGUUUUGUGCGCCAUAUCUUUUCCAUAUUAUUUAGACGUCCAGUUUCUGCUACAAUAGUACCUCGCCAACGUCUGACUUUUGGUGUGGCCAAGCUGGGAGCCAGUGUUUCUGUAGCAUUGCAUUAGGACCAGGAGCUGUAAGUGCUCUAUUAAAUUACUAGGCAGUCCCUCUGAGGUGUAAAUGUAUCCUCAUCUUUGGCCGAUGCUACCUUGUCGACCUCCAUAUCA